AUGGGCUCUGCAAAACCAAAACCUCCGCAAAAGCCAAAGGCAGUCAAGCACGCCGCGGCUUCAGCGUCCACCUCGGCCGCUUCUAGCCCCGCCUCGCCUCCCACCACUGUCGCAGGCUUCACGGUCCUCCCGGUCCUGUAUGCCCCCGCCGUCAUCCACUACCUAUACGCGCAUGCGCACUCUGCGCCAAAGCACAAGAGCUCGAAGGGAAAGGAGAGAGAGGAGCUGCCGGAGGGCCGGACGCUCUUUCUCGUGAACGUCCCGCCAGACGCCACAGAGCGCGAGUUGACGGUGCUGUUCAAGUCGGCAGGGACGGUGGAGAAGGUGGUGUUCAGUACUGGGCCCGAAGCGCCAGUACCAGAGGAUGAGGACGAGGACGAUGAUGAGAAGAUGAGCGACGAAGAAGACGGCGAGGGCGAAUCUGCGGACUCGGACGAAGGGAUGGACUCGGACGACGCCCCUCGGCCCUCCAAGAAGCGGAAGGCGGACGGGACAGAGGCCCCGAAAGUCACCCCCCUGCCCGCCCCCGCGCUGCGGCACGUCCGCCGCACGGGCCACACCGCCUUCGUCGUCUUCCUCGACGCCUCCUCCCUCGCGCGCGCGCUCACGCCGCCGCCGAAGCCCCCAGCGUGGCCGACCGACGCCGCGGCGCCGCGCGGGCUCGAGCACUUCACGGCGCUGUACCGCGCGGCGCGGCCGCCGCUUGACGUCGUGCGCGCGCACGCGGACUCGUGGGUGGCCGCCUUCGAGCACGCGCAGGCGGCGGCGCGGCAGGGGGGCAAGUACCGCAUGGGAGAGGCGGUCGUCGACGAGGACGGCUUCACGCUCGUCACCCGCGGUGGCGCGUACGGCAAGACGCUUGGUGGGGGCGUCGGCGUGGCGAGCAAGCGGUUCGUUGCCGGGGUCGCGUCGGACGGAGACGGGGACGGGAAGCGGGGGCGGAGGAAGAAGGAAAAGAAAGAGAAGGAGGCGUUCUACGCGUUCCAGAUCCACGAGAAGAAGCGCAAAGACAUCAUCGACUUGAAGCGCAAAUUCGAGGAAGACAAGGAGAAGAUAGAGAAGCUGAAGCAGUCGCGGAAAUUCAAACCAUACUAG
Messenger RNA from Epithele typhae, 1095 nucleotides. Its product is annotated as ribosomal RNA-processing protein 7-domain-containing protein. The record is from RefSeq and is a predicted model, not a curated record. The transcript is spliced from 2 exons. Gene Ontology annotation, cellular component: UTP-C complex; CURI complex. Gene Ontology annotation, biological process: rRNA processing; ribosomal small subunit assembly. Lineage: Eukaryota; Fungi; Basidiomycota; Agaricomycetes; Polyporales; Epitheliaceae. The coding region runs from base 1 to 1095 and encodes 364 amino acids. Gene Ontology annotation, molecular function: nucleic acid binding.